Molecule: messenger RNA, 608 nt
Organism: Anoplophora glabripennis (Asian longhorned beetle)
Lineage: Eukaryota; Metazoa; Arthropoda; Insecta; Coleoptera; Cerambycidae
Exons: 4
Coding region: 18-608 (196 amino acids)
Source: RefSeq, a predicted model, not a curated record
UUAGGGAACACUUUAGAAUGUCUAGAGCAACUUUAGAAGAAUUAACUGGUAUUAUUGGCAAUGCAGUGGUAGGACUACAUGUGUAUCAUAAAAUUCCAUUAGAGAAGAAAAUAUUAUUUACGAUAUGGGUAAUAUCGAAAGCAGAAAGUUUCUUGGCAGCAGGAGACCGAUUUGGAAUAGCACGAAGCACUGCUCAUAAUAUAUUUCGUGAAAUAAUAGAAGUUCUCCAUCAUUUAAGAGCACAUUAUAUAAGGUGGCCAGUAGACUAUGAUACAAUUCAAGAGGCAUUUUAUGCUCGAUCUCGUAUCCCUGGUAUUGUUGGUGCAAUUGAUGGUUGCCAUGUUGAAAUUAAGCAACCAAUGGAAAAUGCUAAUGAUUAUUACAAUCGCAACAAUUAUCAUUCCAUCAUAUUGCAAGAUUUUGGCAGUCAAAUAAUUAGUGCAGCUUGUGUAUUACACAACUUUAUCAUUAUGCAUGAUAGUGAAGAUAAUGAAGAGUUUCAGGCUGAUCCAGGAAUUAUAAAUGAGUAUGAUGGUAAUGAGCCGGAUGCCAACAGGAACCUCGCUGUAGAAAAGAGGGCGCAGAUAUCAGAGCAUUUGCUGUUGUAA